Molecule: messenger RNA, 1074 nt
Organism: Ogataea philodendri
Lineage: Eukaryota; Fungi; Ascomycota; Pichiomycetes; Pichiales; Pichiaceae
Exons: 1
Coding region: 1-1074 (357 amino acids)
Source: RefSeq, a predicted model, not a curated record
AUGUCCCAGAUCAUAAUUAACGGAUCGGUCUCAUCAAAGACCGACAAAUCAGUUUCUAAAUUGUCUGUUCAAAGAACUUUAUCUCAUGCUGACGAUAUCUUACCUCAGAUUAGAUACCAAAACCAUUACCAGUUAGCAAUCAAACAUUAUCUCAACAGAAACUUUUCACAAGCAUGGAAAAUAAUCAAUCCUCUUGUGGAUGGGUUUUUGAGAAGUGGCCAGACUAGGGCAAAAGUGGGAAAUGAACUUGUGAUCAAGAUUUAUAAACUUUAUCUAUCUCUGGUAGAUUUGAAACUGAAGGAGCAAAUGGAGAUACGUGACCAUACAUCAUAUGUGGAUAAUAAUCUUGAACAAGCUUUUAUGGAUGGCGUUUUAUUCAAUAAUAUAGUGCGCAUUUAUCAUGGAGAUUACUUUGCAAUCGAUUCAGAGCUCGCUCUGAUGUGCUUCAUCAUUGAACUGUCUAAUGGGUUUCCCACGAUUGAUUUGGGGAACCAGCUAGAAAAGUAUCUCAGGUACACAUCGGUAUUACCUAGAGGAGAUGGCUUAUCGCAGAGCACUGCAAAGAGAGAAAAGAUUGUUGAGCUAUAUCUUCUCCAUAUCCUUCCAAAGUUGAACGAGAUAUCAAAAUCCAAGGAGUUGGUACAUCAGUUAUUCUCAUCUGACUCAUCAAAAGUACUUCUGUAUCUCAAAAAGCUGGACCAAACUUCUGUAAGACAGAAGCAGUCAAAAAUCAAUAAUCAACUCGACUCUCAAAAACGCAAUGAUCGCAAUAAAAGUAAGAUAGACAGAAAUCGAAAAGAUAGCAAGCAUAUGACUUCUGAUAAACCAAAGCCUAAAGAAAAUGUUUCUGACGUAAAGACAAAUUCGUUGGUUUCAUCUCUCAAGAGUAUUUUCAACUCUCACGGAUAUGGUGUUAUAAAAAAUAUUACUGGGACAUCAUUGAUAUUGGUUUUCGUCAUUUGGAUUCUCCGCUUGCUUUCACGAAAAAAUUCGAAAUUGAGACGUCUUGUUGGUUGGCUUAUUCGAACGUUUGGAGAAACUCUGCAAAUGGCAUUUCGGGUUACCUACGUGUGA